This is a messenger RNA of Hydra vulgaris (swiftwater hydra), 2580 nucleotides long. Its product is annotated as transforming growth factor-beta-induced protein ig-h3. Gene Ontology annotation, biological process: extracellular matrix organization; cell adhesion. NCBI's taxonomy places the organism in Eukaryota, Metazoa, Cnidaria, Hydrozoa, Anthoathecata, Hydridae. The record is from RefSeq and is a predicted model, not a curated record. Gene Ontology annotation, molecular function: cell adhesion molecule binding. Gene Ontology annotation, cellular component: extracellular matrix.
AAUGACGAAUGUUUGUUAUUGAGAAAUUUCUUAUCAUAUAAAUAUAUUCUAAAGAAUACCUCAUUAAUAGCCAUCAACACUACCGUAAUACCUUAAAUGGAAAAAACAAUAAUAUACUUAAGUAACAAUCGAAGUUAAUUAUUCAUUAAUUUAUAUUUUAGACACGGUUUUCUUUGGCGUUUUUGUUUCAAAGUACAAAAAAAGUUGCUAAAUAAAAAUAGAAUUGCUCAAUUUAUUGGUUAUUAUUGGUUGAGUAUUUCGUGAUAAACAAUGAAUAAAUGUGUACUUAUUUUUUCUCUGAGCUUUAUUACUGGAAAUCAUCUGUAUUGUAUUAACAACACCAAACAUACAGUGGCAACUGCGUUAUUGUUAAAUGGUUACUCAAGUUUAUAUGAACUUUUUAGUCAAAUUGGAUUGUUUAAUGUGCUUUUUGAUAAAGAACCAUAUAUAAUAUUUAUACCGCAUAAUAGUGCUGUUAAAGAGUUUCAAAAGAUGACCUUUAGUCAAAAAAAAGAAACCGCUGAAAAUUUAAUAUUCAAUAAUUUUCAAAAUAUAUCAUCAUUCAAAGAUGGUCAAAGGCUAGAAAAUUUAAAAAAUAAAACAUUUUUUAUAAACAAACAUGUAAAUAAGUUUACAUCUAUUCCUCGUCUGUGGUUGCAAGGCGCUAAGUUAGGUCGCUCAAGCAUUCUUACUCAAAAAUCCAUACUUUAUGAAAUAAACCACAUUCCAGUUUUACAGUCACUUACCUUAGAAACAUAUUUAAAAAAUUCUGGAAGGCAUAGCUUUAUGUUUGGCUUGCUUGAGAAAUAUAAAGCUUAUUUCACAUUCUUUUACGGGGCAACGUUUUUUUUGCCAUUAGACGAAUCGAUUAAAACUAUGCCGUCAAAAUAUAAAAAUCAAAUAUUUAAUGACGAUGUUAAGUCUAUGAAUUUUAUCCGUGGUCACAUCAUAAAUCAACCAAUGUGUAGUCAGAGACUGCUCAUAAAUUCAGGUGGAAAUACUUUUACAAACGACAUCGGACAACCACUCAUAGUGCAUCAAGAUCAUUAUAAUAAAAAAUCCUUUUACGUUAAUGGUAUACCAGUUAUAUCAACAACUUCAUUAACUAAUGGAUGGGCGUAUGUUAUUGAUGGCGUUAUACUAUCAGAAAUAACUAAUAAUUUGUUGGAAAGUUUACCGCUUCUUCAGUGCCACACAUUCCUUCAAUACCUAAUUAAGACAGGGCAUGCAAAGCAAUUACAAAGUGAAACAACUCCACACACUUUGUUUGUUCCAACAGACCAAGUUUUUGAAAGAUUGAAUAAAGAGAUUAAAAAAAAACUUGAUUCAGAUGAUAAAUAUUUGAUGACUUUUAUGAAACAUCACUUUCUAAAGGGUAAAUACAUUAGUGAACAAUUUGAUGGCAACAGCGCAAUAGAAACAACCGCGAUUGUCAAUCAAACUUACCUCAAACUUCAUUUGCAGACUUAUGGAGAGGUAUCUAGUGUUCAAAAUGUUCUUAUCACAAAACGAGACACUCUAGCAACUAAUGGGAUUAUUCACAUAACGAAUGGCGUUUUAAUUCCUCCAACUCAAUCAUUGUUAGAUAUUUUGCAGAAUACAAAAAAAUUUUAUAUUUUUGCGCAGGAAAUACUGAAAAAUAAAAUUUUAGUCGACAUUUUGAGCAAAAACGACGCGUCUUUUACAGUAUUUGUUCCAACCAACAGAGCUAUAAAUCGUUACAAAAUGUCAAUUCAAAACUCGAAUAUAUCGAACUUUUUUAAUACCGAACUUUUAUGUCGUCACAUUGGAAGUAAAGCUGUUUUUACUAACCACAUGUUUUUAAAUGAAGAGCUUGUUGUUAAAACACUUGAAUUCAAAAAUGGCAAUUUUACAUUCAUCAAACUGAGUAAUAAAAAAAAUAAUGAACCAACCAUUGUAGACUAUCAGUCAACUUUAUUAGCGCAAAAUAUAAUAGCAACAAAUGGUGUUAUACACUCGCUUGAUAAAGUUUUGACUAAUCAAACAAAUGAAAGUGAAAGUGUUUACAUAAGAGCUGGAUAUCAAACAAAAGUAAUAAGAGUAAAAAAAAUUGAAGUGAAGUAAACGUGUUCCACUUAUGGAAAACUUUAACUGAUGAUCAUUUCAAAACUUUAACUUAUAUUUGUCAAUAUUUAAAAUCUAAUUAGACGUGUUACUUUGAGCAUUAAACUAAAUAUAAAAGAAGUAUUUACAAACGUUCAGUUUUGUUUUUCUAAUGGCAAUAUAACACAAUCAGUUCAAGCUGUGGUUACAACAAAUGCAGUGUACGUUCUGAUGAACACAAUUACAGUAGCUUUUAACUGAAAAUAUUUUUUGUUGAUUGAACUAACAAUAAAAACUUAAACUUUUGAUAUAAGAAAAAAAAAGCAUUUCCAAUGUUUAUGAAUGAUACAAGCUUCAUCUGCUACCAAGAUGGUACAAAAUUUUUGCAAUCCCAUUUUUUGAAUUUGUUGGUUUGGCUAUUGGUUUCGUAUUUAAGAAACAUUUCAAAAAUUCUCCUAUAAAUAUUUUCAGCCAGUUUUGAGUGGCCGACUAGCAAUAUAUAUUCACAUAUAUAUU